This is a messenger RNA of Xenopus tropicalis (tropical clawed frog), 1591 nucleotides long. RefSeq names its product inositol(myo)-1(or 4)-monophosphatase 2 (gene impa2). Gene Ontology annotation, biological process: inositol biosynthetic process; phosphatidylinositol phosphate biosynthetic process; phosphatidylinositol dephosphorylation. Gene Ontology annotation, molecular function: inositol monophosphate phosphatase activity. The transcript has 8 exons. Bases 300 to 1229 code for a protein of 309 amino acids. The record is from RefSeq and is a predicted model, not a curated record. Lineage: Eukaryota; Metazoa; Chordata; Amphibia; Anura; Pipidae.
GGGGGCGGUACUGGGGUGUUAGGGGCGGUGUUUGCGGGACUAGAAGACAGGGAAAAGCGAUGAGAGUGUAACAGAGGAAAGGACACGGGAGGUUUGUUGCUGGGUUCCAGCAGGAGGUGGGGGGACUCGCAGCAGAACAGCUUAGUUCGCAGUGAGAGAGCCGUUUAGCCGGGAGUCCUGGUGCGGGGGAGUCGCGCUGCGGGAAAGCACAGAGCCGCUUUAUCAUAGUGGCCGAGGUUUGUUGGCUGCCAUUAAAGUCAUCGCAGCAUCACAUAUUGGGCAAAGCGGAGGAGACAGCCAUGAAGCCCAGUGAAGGAGCCGGGAGGAGCGCUCUCCUUACCGAUAGAGACGGGGAGAAGGGAGCGCUCCAUGCCCUGCCCGCUGGCGGAGAGGCGGCUGAGGACCCCUGGAAGGAAUGCAUGGAGACGGCUGUGCAGCUAGCCCUCCGAGCCGGACAGGUCAUAAAGAAAGCUCUAACUGAAGAAAAAAGGGUCUCAACCAAAACAUCUGUGGUGGAUCUAGUAACGGAGACUGAUCACUUUGUGGAAGAGCUAAUUAUUUCAGCUCUAAGAGAGAAGUUUCCCUUACACAGGUUUAUUGGAGAAGAAUCUACGUCUGCAGGUUCUAAAUGCGUGCUUACUGACAGCCCCACCUGGAUUAUUGAUCCUAUCGAUGGAACAUGUAACUUUGUACACAGGUUUCCUCCAGUUGCCGUUAGCAUUGGAUUUGCUGUCAAUCGAGAGCUUGAAUUUGGCGUCAUUUAUCAUUGCACAAAUGGAAACAUGUAUACUGGAAGAAAAGGUCAUGGUGCUUUUUGCAAUGAAGAGAGGCUUCAUGUGACAAAUGAAACUGGUAUAAGAAAUGCUUUAAUUUUAACGGAAAUUGGCCCAAAACGUGAUCCAGCAACCUUAAAAUUAUUCUUGGGCAACAUGGAAAAAUUGCUUAAAUUUCAGGCUCAUGGGAUUCGUGUGAUUGGAAGUUCCACCUUGGCUCUGUGUCACAUUGCAUCAGGUGCUGCAGAUGCUUAUUACCAAUAUGGCCUCCAUUGCUGGGAUUUGGCUGCCGCAACUGUUAUAAUUAGAGAAGCUGGUGGAGUUGUGAUAGAUACUACAGGAGGACCUCUGGAUCUUAUGUCAUGUCGAGUGGUAGCAGCUGGAACAACGGAACUAGCACAGAGUAUAGCACAGGAGUUACAGACUAUUGACUACGGCCGAGAUGAUGAUAACUGAUCUUUCAUAUUCUUAACAAUAUCAUGGUUCUUUCAGAGAAUGGCACCUGAGUAUGAUUGUGCAAUAGGUAUUUUAAUAGCUUAUCUUGGUAGAACAAGGAAUGUAGAGGCUUUUUGGUUAAAAUGCAGCUGUUAAUAUGAAACGUUAGGGGGGUGGGUUGUUGUGUUUUUUUGUUUUAACUUUUUUUUUUUUUUUUAAUUUUGGAUGUGUUUCAGAGGUAAUUUUUAAGUCUUUAUAUAUGACCUAACUGUUUUCACAACUGUCUUGGAGUUUGUUUUGUGAAGUAUGCAGCUUAAAUUAAACUUUAUUUUUUCACUACCUCAUAUUCCUGAUUAACAGUUAUAUUGAGGUGCUACACAAGA